Messenger RNA from Vicia faba (fava bean), 303 nucleotides. The record is from the annotation of a GenBank genome assembly. NCBI's taxonomy places the organism in Eukaryota, Viridiplantae, Streptophyta, Magnoliopsida, Fabales, Fabaceae.
AUGGAGCUAGUUGAUAGAAGAUUGGGUUCAGACUUCAACAAAAAGGAAGCUAUGGUGGUAAUCAACGUGGAUCUCCUAUGCACCAAUGUCACUUCAAACCUUAGACCCUCCAUGUCGUCGGUGGUAAGUUUCCUUGAAGGGAGGGUUGUGGUUCCAGAAUUUGUUUCAGAUUCAAGUGAAGUAAUGGAUGAAAAGAAGUUGGAAAGUAUAUCAAUUGAUGAGUCAUGGACUGCCACAUCUUCAUCAGCUGUAGACCUUUAUCCUGUCCACCUUGAUUCUUCCUAUUGGGAGGAAAGAAAUUAA